This is a messenger RNA of Perca fluviatilis (European perch), 570 nucleotides long. RefSeq names its product guanine nucleotide binding protein (G protein), gamma 8 (gene gng8). NCBI's taxonomy places the organism in Eukaryota, Metazoa, Chordata, Actinopteri, Perciformes, Percidae. Bases 174 to 386 code for a protein of 70 amino acids. The record is from RefSeq and is a predicted model, not a curated record. The transcript has 2 exons. Gene Ontology annotation, biological process: G protein-coupled receptor signaling pathway. Gene Ontology annotation, molecular function: G-protein beta-subunit binding. Gene Ontology annotation, cellular component: heterotrimeric G-protein complex.
ACACCUAUAAUUGUCACGUAUUGUUUGCUCUGUGUGCACUUGAGAAGUGUAUAACCGUGUUUGUAUUAUUCACCAAAUUUGUUUUUUUAGUCGGUGCAUACUGUUAUUUCAUGUCUGAUAACUUAACAUUUGAUGGUUUCCUGCAGGCUUACUGACUUUAGUGGGAAAGUAGGAUGUCAAACAACAUGGCCAAGAUCGCAGAUGCUCGAAAGAUGGUAGAACAACUGAAACUGGAAGUCAACAUAGAGAGGAUGAUGAUAUCCAAAGCAGCAGCUGAGCUGAUGGCCUACUGUGAAGCUCAUGCCAAAGAGGACCCCCUGGUGACACCAGUACCUUCUUCUGAGAACCCGUUUCGAGAGAAAAAAUUAUUCUGUGUAAUACUAUAACCCCCACAUGUACAAGACAAAUGUCUACGCAUUAACACUUUACAUUUGCUAUUUUAAGGCAUGAAUUUCAUUUCAGUUUUUUUGAGAAACCUGAGAAAUUAUCAUCAUUUGGACAUGAUAAUGACGGCAAUAAAAAAUUUUCAAAAGUGGGUGCAAAGUUCAUUUGAACAGGCCAGCACUGCUG